AUGUCCAGCUCUGCAGGACGUAGCUGCUCUGCCACCGCGAUCCAGAAACAAGACUCGACUGCAGACUCCCAAGUCAACAACCAAGCCGUUGUCCCUACCGUCGAGUCUCCCAACAGACCGCAGUCCUCUCACCCUCGGGAUUUCAGCGCUAUUGCUGCUAGUACCCAGCACUUCGCCGUUGACCAACCUACUCCGAGUCAAGAUCUGUCAGUGAUCCCCACACGCACCACAUUGAACAUGCAGCAAGACGCAAACCACCUCCGCGCCGUUGGAGCCUUCCCAGCAGGACAAAAGCCGACUUCGACUGCUCUUGGAGCACUCCCCCUGGGACUCCGACGCAUGUUCUGGGCGUGGAGCACCUGCGAGAGCAGAGAACAGAGAGCACAGAUGCAUGCACGCGUGCCUAGCAAGCUCCCACUUUUCCGGACCAUCCUGCAGGCGUGCGCAGAGUCGCAGGCCGAAGCCCUCCGGCACAAGGUCAAGCUCGUCAGCGAAGGAGGGGGGGUCGCUGUUGCGGAGGUGGGUUCCAACUGGCGCUUCGUGGCCAAGGAGGGUAACCCGUUUGCCCAUAUGUGCCAUUACCGCCGAGAACUAUGGCACUCGGUGAUGCGGGAGGACGUGAUGAGAGCGCAUGGCUAA
This is a messenger RNA of Drepanopeziza brunnea f. sp. 'multigermtubi' MB_m1, 639 nucleotides long. Lineage: Eukaryota; Fungi; Ascomycota; Leotiomycetes; Helotiales; Drepanopezizaceae. The record is from RefSeq and is a predicted model, not a curated record.